Patiria miniata (bat star) is the source of this 2504-nucleotide messenger RNA. RefSeq names its product succinate--CoA ligase [GDP-forming] subunit beta, mitochondrial-like (gene suclg2). The transcript has 10 exons. The coding region runs from base 13 to 1353 and encodes 446 amino acids. Gene Ontology annotation, cellular component: succinate-CoA ligase complex; mitochondrion. Gene Ontology annotation, molecular function: ATP binding; succinate-CoA ligase (GDP-forming) activity. NCBI's taxonomy places the organism in Eukaryota, Metazoa, Echinodermata, Asteroidea, Valvatida, Asterinidae. The record is from RefSeq and is a predicted model, not a curated record. Gene Ontology annotation, biological process: tricarboxylic acid cycle; succinyl-CoA metabolic process.
GGUGUGCAUUUUAUGAGCCACAAAAUGACAGGGCAACUGACUAGUUGCCAACAUCCCAACAUGGCCGCCUCCAUUUCGCGAGUUUUACAAAGAAUUUCGCCGGGAUUUGUGACCCUGCCACUCCUCCAGAAACAGUCAGCAGCUGCCUCUGUAGUGCCGGCAAGAUGGCUAAAUCUUCAGGAGUAUCAGAGCAAGAAAUUGAUGUUGGAUUAUGACGUCACUGUCCAGAGGUUUCAGAUGGCUGACAAUCCUCCGGAUGCCGUCAAAGCGGCCAAAGCUCUCAAUGCUAAGGAGAUUGUUUUAAAAGCUCAGAUCCUAGCAGGAGGGCGGGGCAAAGGUGUAUUCUCCAGCGGCUUAAAGGGAGGAGUUCAUUUGACCAAAAACCCUGAUGAUCUUUUACCCCUGGUAGCUCAGAUGAUUGGCUACAAUCUUGUCACCAAACAGACGACCAAAGAUGGAGUCAAGGUCAAAAAGGUCAUGGUGGCUGAAGCAUUGGACAUUGCCCGUGAGACCUACGUGGCUAUCUUGAUGGAUCGUGACAUGAACGGACCGGUCAUGGUGGGCAGUCCGGAAGGAGGGAUGGACAUUGAGGAGGUGGCGGAGAAAUCACCUGAGCUUAUCUUCAAGGAACCGAUUGAUAUUUUCACCGGGUUUACGGACGAGCAAGCCAUGAGGAUGGCAGGCAAUCUCAACUUCAAAGGGGACCUUCAGAAACAGGCCGCUGAGCAGCUGAAGAACCUUUACAAACUCUUCCUAGGCGUGGAUGCCACGCAGGUUGAGAUCAACCCAUUUGGUGAGACACCAGAUGGCCAAGUGGUAUGCUUCGAUGCCAAGGUCAACUUUGACGACAAUGCGGAGUAUCGGCAAAAGGAAAUCUUCGCCAUGGAUGACAAAUCGGAGGGCGAUCCGCGGGAGGUUGAAGCAUCCAAACACAACCUGAACUACAUCGGCAUGGAUGGAAACAUUGGCUGCUUAGUUAAUGGCGCAGGUCUCGCCAUGGCAACCAUGGACAUCAUCAAGUUCCACGGUGGGGAACCGGCCAACUUUCUGGAUCUCGGCGGAGGGGUCCAAGAAAAACAAGUCUUUGAGGCAUUCAAGCUCUUGAAUUCUGAAGAAAAAGUCAAAGCCAUCUUAGUCAACAUUUUUGGAGGCAUCGUAGACUGUUCCAUUAUAGCAAAGGGGAUCACCUCGGCAUGUAAAGGAAUGGACCUCAGAAUUCCCGUAGUUGUACGCUUAGCUGGUUACAACGUGGUACAAGCUUUGAAGAUCAUCUCAGACAGCGGUCUGCCCAUCCAGACGGCCACGGACUUUGAAGACGCUGCCGUCAAAGUCGUUGGUAGUCUACAGUCAUAACUCUAGCGACAGUCUUGCCACUCGUUAUGCAAGCGAACACCCAUCAAACAGAUCAGUGUAUUCUUGGUUGUAGCGGCAAAAAGUGGCCAGAACUGGAUACUCAUUGGCCACAUUUUAACCCUUUGUUCUCAGCAACGGAUGAAAAUUGAAAACUGUGAUCAUACAGAUCACAAGUUAAUUCACAGGUAAUAGGAAUAUGAAUGAUAGCAAAAAAAAACAAGAAAUAAGGCCUUUUGGCUUGAUGUGAGAUUGGAGACUUUAAAGGACUUUACUCAACUCUGGCUAAUAUUAAAUUAUGGAGUCAAAUCUAUUUUUACUACAUAUAUUACCAGUCAGAUAAACCCAUUUCCAGUUUUAAGGGAAGAGUAGAUCAUUUGCAGCUAUCCAAAAAGUAACCGACCAAAUUAUUGUGAUAAAAGCUUACAUGGUUUAAAGAUGCAUGUAGUAAUGACACUAAACUCCCUGUGAAAUUAUUCCUUCUGGCAUGCUAUCGUUUUGAAGAAAACAAAGAAGGUAAUUUCCAAAGAUGAGUCAAGCGACGUAGUUUUUUUCCGUUAGUAGUUGGUUUGUAAUUGGGCGGUUGCUAUUGUUCGUCAGCUCAGUACGUGAGAUCGCGUAGCUGCAAUCAGCUGAAUGAGAGAGUGAUCCGGAUGCUGAUUUAGGGCGCAAUUCAAAACAUGACCCAGCAACUUUUGAAUUGAAAUCGAGAGAUCCUAGAACAUUGUUUUCUCGGAAUAUACAGCAUUCACAGGGCUAAUUAAAACUUCAAGUUAGUUGUUCAGCACCCGUCUUUUGAGCAUUUUUGUUGCUUCAAACGAAACAAAUGGACAAAUGACAAAUGAUCUACUCUACUUUUAAGGGUGUAAUGUGAUGUAUUUUUGUGUUAAUAUUAGCUGUUGGGAAAGUUUACUUUGAAGAGUGAAAAAUCUCUCUUGGAAGUAUUUUGAAAUUUUCAAUUAUGUGGUGUAUGUGUGAUUACGUUUUACCCUGGUUUAGUUUGGUUGUCAUUAUUUUUUUCCUUUUAGAAAAUGUAUUUUGAUAGUUGCGUGAUUAUUAAUUCCUGUUGACAAGAUUUGAAAUUGUUAAUAUAAUAGAUAAGGCAAAAUAUUACAACUGAUAAAUAAAAUGAAUUGAUCAAUAUUUUAAAAUGA